AUGCCCAGCGGCAAGCAGCCAAUGUCAGGGAGAGAAAGAGGAUGUUCAACCUCAAUGAAGCCUUUGAUAUGCUCCGCAAAAAGGUGCCAACAUUUGCAUAUGAGAAAAGACUUUCGCGAAUUGAAACUUUGCGUCUUGCCAUUGUAUACAUCUCUUUCAUGA
Molecule: messenger RNA, 162 nt
Organism: Staurois parvus
Lineage: Eukaryota; Metazoa; Chordata; Amphibia; Anura; Ranidae
Source: the annotation of a GenBank genome assembly